GCAAGCAACUUUCCCCUCUCCCAGGCGCUGCGGUGGCUCGCGGACUGUGGUCGCGGCAGGUAGCUGAAUCCCCGGGCACGCUCCCUGCGCCUCGCCUUCGCGCGCUUAGGUCACUCCCUCCCGGGGUGCACGCUGGGGGUUCCGACCUCGACUCUGUGGGCAAGAUGCCCCUGGGACACAUCAUGAGGCUGGAUCUGGAGAAAAUCGCCCUAGAGUACAUCGUGCCCUGCCUGCACGAGGUCGGCUUCUGCUACCUGGAUAACUUUCUGGGCGAGGUGGUGGGUGACUGCGUCCUGGAGCGCGUCAAGCAGCUGCACUGCAAUGGGGUCCUGCGGGACGGCCAGCUGGCCGGGCCGCGCGCCGGCGUCUCCAAGCGGCACCUGCGGGGCGACCAGAUCACGUGGAUCGGGGGCAACGAGGAGGGCUGCGAGGCCAUCAGCUUCCUCCUGUCCCUCAUCGACAGGCUGGUCCUGUACUGCGGGAGCCGGCUUGGCAAAUACUACGUCAAGGAGAGGUCCAAGGCAAUGGUGGCUUGCUACCCAGGAAAUGGAACAGGUUAUGUUCGCCAUGUAGACAACCCUAAUGGUGACGGCCGCUGCAUCACUUGCAUCUACUAUCUGAACAAGAAUUGGGAUGCCAAGUUGCACGGUGGGGUCCUACGGAUAUUUCCAGAAGGGAAGUCUUUCAUAGCAGAUGUGGAGCCCAUUUUCGACAGACUCCUGUUCUUCUGGUCAGAUCGCCGGAACCCACAUGAAGUUCAGCCUUCCUACGCGACUAGAUACGCUAUGACUGUUUGGUACUUUGAUGCGGAAGAAAGGGCAGAAGCCAAAAAGAAGUUCAGGAAUUUAACUAGGAAAACUGAAUCUGCUGUCACUGAGGACUGACCAGUGCUCUGAAAUCCGCUGGUGUCGUUAUUUUAGCAAUGGUUCCUGAGUUAUUUUUAAGAGUUGAGAUCCAAAGAUGAUGUCUUCAGUGACUCAGUGACAAGGAAAUCUCCCUCCUGCUGAAAUGUCUUGCAUCGUUCACAUCCCUGUCUUGCAUGUGGUACUUCGUGUCUUCUUGCCAUGACUGCAAGGACUGCAUUGAUCUUCAGAUACUCUUUCCAGAUAAACUUUUUUGCUAACUCCAGGAAUACCUGCAGAUCCCUCCUGGCCUGUGGUUUAACUGAUAGAUUUUGGUAUUACUGGCUAUCAAAAUGAGAGCAUGGAAGCACAGGGGAGGGAAUGAGUCUUACUUGCACUUUAUUUACACUUCUUGAUUUGAAAAGAGGUUUGCAAAGAAAAAAAUGGUGACAGAUGCCACAGAGAGACAUCGUUGAAGCCUUAACAGCAGGAAACAGACAUUUGUGUCAUCUGAACAAUUUCCAGAUGUCUUAAUCCAGGGCUGUUGGCUUUUCUGGAGAGAGAAUUAUCACAACCUAAUGACAUUAUUACCUCUAGAAAGGGCUGCUGUCAUAGUCAUCAACUUAUAAGCGUCCUAUGGGGCGGACACUCCUUUUUCCCACAACCUGGGCUUUCUGCCUCUGAUCAUUUUGCUGAAAAUAGGACCUUCUGGUCAGAGAUGAGAACACCAGUUAUUCUCUGCUUUCACUUUCUUACCUGGAGAACCUAAUUCUUCAGAGGCUAAUACUAGACAUCAGUUGUUUUAGUUGCCUUUUUGUGGAAUGGAAUUUGAAUUUAAUCAAAGAAAAAAAAAUCUACUUGGUAGUUUAGAGCCAGCUUCUGAUAAUGGUGGCGAAUGACCUUGUCUGCUGAUAUACAAUAAACUGUGCUUCUUGAACUGUUUGAGAGGAGAGGUGGAGGUGGAAAUGUGGGUGUUCCCUUUUUUUU
Molecule: messenger RNA, 1829 nt
Organism: Trichechus manatus latirostris (Florida manatee)
Lineage: Eukaryota; Metazoa; Chordata; Mammalia; Sirenia; Trichechidae
Gene: EGLN3
Product: egl-9 family hypoxia inducible factor 3
Exons: 5
Coding region: 165-884 (239 amino acids)
Biological process (GO): peptidyl-proline hydroxylation to 4-hydroxy-L-proline; cellular response to hypoxia
Cellular component (GO): nucleus; cytoplasm
Molecular function (GO): peptidyl-proline 4-dioxygenase activity; L-ascorbic acid binding; ferrous iron binding
Source: RefSeq, a predicted model, not a curated record